Argiope bruennichi is the source of this 2866-nucleotide messenger RNA. Its product is annotated as piggyBac transposable element-derived protein 3-like. The transcript has a single exon. NCBI's taxonomy places the organism in Eukaryota, Metazoa, Arthropoda, Arachnida, Araneae, Araneidae. The record is from RefSeq and is a predicted model, not a curated record. The coding region runs from base 509 to 1303 and encodes 264 amino acids.
AAAAACAAUUUAUAAAAAUUAAUUAUUAGUUUUCAGUCAUGCCUCGAAGGAAAGGUCCGAGUGUCGAAGAAGCAUUGUGCAUUUUCGAGUGAUACACCAAUAGAAAGUUCAUCGGAUGAAGAUGAAGCGACACUUUCUACAUUGGCAACCUAUUCUACUUCACUAACAAAUGUUCAGGUAGCUGAAUCAGAAAGUAGUUCAGAUGAAGAGGAUGUCCAAAGAAUAUGGGCAAAACGAAAUUCCUCUACCACCGUACCCAUAUUUUCCCUGAUUUUGGAUUUGUUACUUCUCUUUUUGAUAGUUUGUGUUCACCAGUGGAUUUCUUCUUAAAAUUUUUCGACAACGACAUUAUUGAAAAAAUAUUAUUUUCCAAUCCAAUCUAUACAGUACUCAAAAAGGUAAGAAUAUUCCCCCUAUCACAAGAGAGGAACUGUAUGGAUUUUUCGGGUUGGAAUUCUUUUUUAGUUAUCAUAGACUGCCUAAAAUUUGCCAUUAUUGGGCGAAUGACAUGGAUUUUUCGGUCGAAAUUGUUCCUCAAACCAUGUCCCGCAAUAGAUUUUUUCAAAUACUGGCUAAUGUUCAUGUGAAUGACAAUCUUAGAAUUCCUCAAAAUAAUCAGGAUAAAUUAUAUAAACUCAGACCUCUGAUGACAAGUUUGAAUGGUAAUUUUCAGUCCUUUCGUUUGCCAAUACAAUAUCAGUCAAUUGAUGUGAGUAUGGUUCUUUUCAAAGGACGAUCCGCAUUGAAACAAUAUAAUCCAAUGAAACCAAUAAAAAGAGGAUACAAGUUAUGGUGUAGAGCAGAUAUGUCUGGCUUUAUUUAUCAGUUUGACGUAUAUCAAGGCAAAGUACAAAGCGCCGAAACAAACAAGUUGAGAAAUGACUUUGGACUCGGUAGAAAUGUUGUAAAAUAUUUCACACAAAGUUUCGUAGGAAAUAACCACGCCAUCACAAUGGACAAUUAUUAUUCAUCGCUCGAGCUUUAUGAAUAUUUAAAAUCGCAGCAUAUUUAUGCAUUUGGAACAAUUAGAUCUGAACGACGUGGCCUCCCCAAAUUUGCUGGAUAUAAAGAUUUACAGCGUGGAGACUUUGAUCAUGAAAUAACACAUCAAGGAAUUUCCUACUUCAAGUGGAAAGAUAAUAGGUGCGUACAUUUAUUAUCUAAUUACCACGGAAAUGGAACUUGUACAGUUCAAAGAACACAGAAGGAUGGAACUAAAUUGGAUGUACGCGCACCUACUAUUGUAAAAGAAUACAAUGAACAAAUAGGGAUGGCGAAUAUUUUAAGAGCGGUUAUUACGUAACCAAUAUCAAAAAGUCACAAAUACAAGUGAUCAAUACUUUUCAAAGUGGGGUGUGAUUGAAAUCCUUGAUACAAUCUUACUGGUGAUAUUUCGAUUACAGGUUUUGGAUCACGAUAGAAAGUAAGAAUCGAUACGAUAUCACUGAAAUUUGUCGGAGCCGUGACUUUACUGGAAAGUAACAAUCGAUACGAUCUGUCCAAUGGAAGCUCUCGAAAGAAAUCUGUGAUUUGGAUUGAAAAGUGAACGGACCGGUUAUUGGAAUUAUCGUAUCGUAUCAUUGAAUGGCAUAUCACUGAAAUUUAUAGGAGAGGUGAUUUCACUGCAAAGUGCGAAGUCACCGCUCCACUUUACGGGAGUGACCGAUAUUCGUAUUUGAUGAUGCACUAUUCCAUACAGAUCAUUUUUAAUUGCUCGUGACAUGAUUGACUUUCAUUACAUGUAUUCUGUUUACUGUUGGCGCCAUCUAUUGGUAGAAUAUAGGACUAAAGUAAACAUUUUAAAGGAAUGACAUAUAUUUUUAACUCACCUUUUCCAGAAAAUGGUUCACUCUAAUAAAUAAAUUAAAUAAAUAGUUUUGAGAAAAAAAUAAAAUUUAAAAACUAAGCUGAAACAGAUAAAUUAAUUCAAUCACACGUUACUUAAAUUAGUAAAUUAAGUAUUAAUUACAAUUAAUAAAUUUCAUAUUAAGUAAUAAUUUUUAAUUAAUAAUAUGAUUGAAAUAACAGAUAUUUGGAACGCAUAUUUAAAAAUAACAAUAGCAAUAUUAUUUGUUAUUCAAAAAAUCGUGGAUUAUGCAUCUCUAUGAACAAAUGGGAGGUGUUGAUAAAGCUGAUAUGCUGCGUUCCUUAUAUGACAGAGACAGAAAAUCCAAGCAGUGGUGGCACCGCUUGUUUUAUGCAAUGCUGGAAAUGGCUCCAAUGAACUCUUAUUAUGCCUAUAAAGAGUUAAAGGAAACAAUAUCUGUACUCGAAUAUAAAAGAAGAAUGACUCAGGGUCACUCAGUGAGAGUGCUCACACUAUUGAGAUCAGAACCAAAGAAGAGAGGAAGGCCAAAAUCAAUUGAAAAUCUGCAAAAUCUUGGAAGCAAUAAGCGGAGGGGAAAGAACUUUUCAGUUUUGAAAGAAAAUCAUCUACAAAACAGGAUGUCAUUGGCCAACAUUUGUAAGUUCUCGCGGUCGGAGCGAAGUUUGCUCCAAAAAUGGCAUUCGGAGCAAGCCACAUAAUAAAUGUAGUAUGUGUGACGUAUUUUUAUGUUGUGAUGGGAAAAAAAUUCUUUUUAUCAAUAUCGUCAGUCAUAGAUAACAUGUGAAUAAGAAUAAAAAUAAAUUAUUUUCAAAAAAUUUUUUGUCCUGAUAUUUUUUACCCUUUGGGUACCGACACUACUUUAAAGUACCGUCUCAUUUAAUUGCUAUUAAUUACUAUGAUAAUGUAAUAAUCAUUAUUUUUAUUGCUUAUAUCUUUAAGUUUACUCCUAAGUAAUAAAGAAAAAAAUUAUUUCAAGUAAAUUUUUUAUGUAAUUGAUAAUGUGGUGUUAAAGAUGCUGCCUAGAGCGAAUACACCUUC